Molecule: messenger RNA, 1985 nt
Organism: Exophiala viscosa
Lineage: Eukaryota; Fungi; Ascomycota; Eurotiomycetes; Chaetothyriales; Herpotrichiellaceae
Product: choline-phosphate cytidylyltransferase
Exons: 3
Coding region: 289-1755 (488 amino acids)
Biological process (GO): CDP-choline pathway
Cellular component (GO): nuclear envelope
Molecular function (GO): phosphatidylcholine binding; choline-phosphate cytidylyltransferase activity
Source: RefSeq, a predicted model, not a curated record
UCAGAAGCUGGCAGCAUGAUUCCCAUGAUCCCAGUGUUGACACGUUAACAGGCUGGUAAACCCAGAGAUUCCCUGCUGACGAUGCCGGCGUUCCACAAUAUAACCAUGAACGAACGGCCUUUAAUUUAGGGCCUCGCUUGCCCGUCUUCUGGAAAUUGUCUUUAUUGAGCUUGGCAGAACCGCUCUUACUCCCAGAUCAUCCUCCUAACUGCUCUCACUCUUGCUCGUCUUUAGUCAACAUUCCCUAAUCCUCGUAAUAUUGUCGAAAGACAUAGACCGCCGUUGGCCAUGUCCUCCCCAUCCUCUACGACCUCAGGGAAGCGGAAGCGGACCACUGCUUCGGACCGACUCAAGCCCACCACGGCCGACCUCCAGCAGCCUUCCUCUCGCGAUGCUUCCGGUGAGGAGCUGGCAGAUUCUCCCUCGCAUAACCUGCGGAACCGCAAACAUGCCUCUAGCAUUUCCAUGGAUACCAGCGUGCCACCUAGUAAGAGAGCACGUACUCGGUCUGGCGCGAAGUCGGUCGAACCGAACGGCGAAGAUGAGGACCUUGGAGAUUCGAGUGCAGAUGAGGAAAACGAAGAAUCUGAGAAGACGGGCAAGAAGACACAGCAGGUUCCCAGCUCCGUCACCAAGGCCUUCGUCGCUGGGGAAGAAGGAGCUAUGUCAGCUCCACCAAAGGCAGGCUCGAGAGAUCCUGUAGGAGGUUACAAGACGAAUCCUCCACCAGUGGGCAGACCUGUCAGGGUGUAUGCCGAUGGAGUCUUUGACCUGUUCCACCUUGGACACAUGCGGCAAUUGGAGCAGGCCAAGACGGCUUUCCCAGACACAUACCUUAUCGUUGGAGUUACUGGAGACGCAGAGACUCACAAACGCAAAGGCUUGACCGUCCUUACUGGUGCAGAAAGAGCAGAGACCGUCCGCCAUUGCAGAUGGGUAGACGAGGUCAUUCCAAAUUGCCCUUGGAUCGUGACCCCAGAGUUUCUGGCCAAGCACGAGAUCGACUACGUCGCUCACGACGACGAGCCCUAUGGUGCAGAUGAAGGCGAUGAUAUCUAUGCACCUAUCAAGAAAGAGGGAAAGUUUCUCGUGACGCAGCGCACCGAGGGAGUUUCCACCACGGGCAUCAUCACCAAGAUCGUUCGCGACUACGAGAAAUACAUCGCCAGACAGUUCAAGAGAGGAACCAGUCGUCAAGAGCUGAAUGUCAGCUGGCUCAAGAAGAACGAACUUGACUUGAAGCGACACGUCCAAGAACUGAGAGAUAACAUCAAAGCCAACUGGAUGACCGCCGGUGGUGAAAUCAGUCGUGACCUUCGGCAACUCUGGCAGAAUGCCAGUUCAAGACCUGCCAGCCCAGCUCCUUACAACAGGCAACCCAGUGAUGGUCUUAAGAGUCCCACGACGGCUCGUGCUGUUGAGCACUUGAAGCAUUUGGAGGUUCCUGGUUCUGCUGAAAGAAGGAGCGACUCACCUGGUAGAUUCAGUCGAAGCGAGGACUUUGCGGCAGGGUAUAGCUUGGGUCUGAUUGGCGGUGUCAAGUCUUGGAUGAUGCGAGGAAAACGUUCCCUUCGCGACUCUCAACCUCCAAGCCCCUCCGGAAGUGAGGAUGAUGAGGCUAGAAGCCCUGUCAGCAAGGAUGGUGAUGUAGGCCUCGGAUUGGAUACACCCCAUUUCGGUCGUGGCAGGAAAGGCCCGGACGUGUCAAAUGAAGAAGAGGACGAGGAAGACGAGUCCAUGGAGGUCAGUCACUGAUCUGCCUGGUUCAUCUGUAGACAGUACAGGGGCAUUCCACAGUCGCUCGCUCGUUGGAUUCAUUUCGUUCACCCGUAGUGUUUGAGAGGCAGCCGGUCAUGCAGCAGGCGGGUUACAAAAGCACAUAAGUACGAGACGGCCCUUUUCCAUCAUUAGUAUUUCGAUUGAACAUCCGAGUCUUACAUCAAAUGGUCACAGCAUGCGCUGUAGGCUGCGGAUAGCGUUUGCCC